AUGGCAGUCAAUGGUAACAGCAUCCAGGCCAUAAAGGACAACACCAUUGGUCCGUGGAAACUAGGUGAAACCUUGGGUCUAGGAAGCACUGGUAAAGUUCAACUAGCUCGUAAUAAAUCUACGGGCCAAGAGGCGGCAGUUAAAGUGAUAUCAAAGGCAGUAUUCAAUUCAGGUAAUGUGAGUGGUACUUCCAUCGUUGGUUCCACUACCCCAGACGCUUUGCCUUACGGGAUAGAACGUGAAAUAAUCAUUAUGAAGUUGCUAAAUCACCCAAAUGUGCUGAGGCUGUAUGAUGUCUGGGAAACAAAUACAGAUUUGUAUCUCGUACUCGAAUACGCGGAAAAGGGUGAGUUAUUCAACCUAUUGGUCGAGAGAGGACCUCUGCCAGAAAAUGAAGCUAUUCGGUUCUUCAGGCAAAUUAUUAUUGGCGUUUCAUAUUGUCAUGCUCUAGGUAUAGUCCAUCGCGAUUUGAAACCGGAAAAUCUAUUAUUAGAUCACAAAUAUAACAUCAAGAUUGCAGACUUUGGUAUGGCAGCACUAGAGACAGAAGGGAAGCUAUUAGAGACUUCGUGCGGAUCUCCUCAUUAUGCUGCGCCUGAAAUUGUAUCCGGUAUACCAUAUCARGGUUUCGCAAGUGAUGUAUGGUCAUGUGGUGUGAUCCUAUUCGCUCUUCUUACCGGUAGGUUACCUUUUGAUGAGGAAGACGGAAACAUAAGAGCACUGCUGUUGAAAGUUCAAAAGGGUGAGUUCGAAUUACCCUCUGACGAUGAGAUUUCCCGCGAAGCUCAGGAUCUGAUUAGUAAGAUAUUAACCGUUAACCCUGAAAGAAGAAUCAAAGCUAGGGAUAUACUCAAACAUCCAUUACUGCAAAAAUAUCCAAGUAUUAGGGACUCCAAAAGUAUAAGAGACCUACCAAGAGAAGAUACAUACCUUACACCGUUAUCAGAAAGCAACUCUUCUAUUGAUUCUAGCAUCCUACAAAACUUAGUAAUUUUAUGGCACGGAAGAGACCCUGACGGAAUUAGGGCAAAACUACAAGAACCUGGCGCGAAUGCCGAAAAGACAUUAUAUGCUCUACUGUAUAGAUUUAAAUGCGAUACUCAAAAAGAACUUAUUAAACAACAGCAAAUCAAAAAAAGGCAAUCAAUCAGUAGCGUAUCUAUUUCUCCUCCUAAGAGAACAUCAACGACUCCGCAACGCAGAAGAAAUAGAGAAUCUAUAAUUAGCGUGUCAUCUUCUCGUAAAAAGCCAAUUUCCUUCAACAAAUUCACUGCAUCCAGUGCUUCAUCUAGCAAUUUGACUACUCCUGGCUCUUCUAAACGUCUUUCUAAAAACUUUUCCUCAAAGAAGAAAUUAUCUACAAUUGUCAAUCAAUCUUCUCCAACUCCCUCAUCACGUAAUAAAAGGGCCUCAAUAGCAAACGUUGAUAAAAAUCAAAAAAGGGCUUCCAUUUUUUCCACUACAAAGAAGAAUAAAAGAGCAUCUAAAUCCACAAGGAGAAUGUCACUAAUACCAAGCAUGAAACGCGAAUCAGUGACAACAAAAUUAAUGUCAACAUACGCCAAGCUUGCAGAAGAUGACGAUUGGGAAUAUAUUGAAAAAGAAACAAAGAGAACAAGUUCUAAUUUUGCAACUUUGAUAGACGAAAUUUUUGAAUAUGAGAAAUACGAUCAAAUAAGAAAGGAAAAGGAAGAGCUAGAACGUAAAGUGAAAGAAGCGAAAGCACGUGAAGAGCUAGAACGCAGAAAACGUAAACAGGAAGAGAAAGAACGUUCAAGAAAAAUGCUAGAAAAAGAAGAACUGAAAAGAAAACAGGAGGAAUUAAAGAAGCAGAUUGAAAUUGAUAUAAGUGAUUUAGAACAUGAGUUGAUCAACCACAAAGAAGAAAAAUUUGAAGGGAACAUCAGAUCGAUUUCUGCUCCGAUGGAAAAUGAAGAAAAUAACAUUAAUCAUUUGGAGGCUGAUAUUGAUAACAUUCUUCGUCGCCGUAAUUUUUCUUUACAAACACGUCCUGUAUCAAGACUUGAUCCUGGUAUAAUAUUCUCGAGUCCAAUUGAACCCGAGGAUCCGGUGGAACCAAAGAAAGCUGAAAAUGAAAGACUUACAACAGAAAAGAAAAUUCUCGAAACUAUUAGGAGAUCGAAAUUCCUGGGUUCCUCAUUUAAUAUCGAUAAAGAAUUAAAACUGUCCCAAAUGGAGUAUCCAAAUACGGCUGCCUCACAAAGAUUAUCGGAAGAGAGGAUAGUGUCUGACCCUGAUGGUAAAUACGAACCUUUGGUUCUUCCGAAAGAUGCAAAGGGUGUAGCUCACUUGAAGGAUAAUACCGCGCCAACUACAGCAGAACUUCUGUCUAAUGGUGAAUUGAGAAAAAUAUCCGAUAUUAGAGUACCACAGUUUACUAGAAAAUCAAGACAUUUUAGCGAGUCUAACAAAAGGCUCUCUGUUUUGUCAAUGUACUCCACAAAGGAAUCGUUUACAAAUUUAGUUGAUAUUCUAAAAAACGGUAACCUCGAUGUUAACCCACAACAAAAUCAAAGAGUGCCAACACCAAGAAGUGCAGAUGAUUCAGAAUUUCUUUUUGAAACUGUCAAUGAAGAGGCUGAAUGUACCGGAAAUAGCUCAAACGAUGAAAGGUUAUAUGAUAUGGGUGAUUCUUGUGUCAAAGACAAGAACACUUUAAAGCUAAAUUUUGCCGAUCGUUUCAAUGGAUCCAACAAUGAAAAGGAAAACAACAACUUGCAUCUUCCAACCCUGCCUCCAUUAAACGGGGAAGACGGGGCAAAUAAGCAGGGGGAGGAGAAGAAGGAGAAGGAAGAACUUCAUGAGCAAGCGAAGGUUAAGUCAAUGAUACCUGAAUCAGAUUCUUCGUCGCAUGCUGAAAAAGAACAAAACGAGAAAGAAGAUCAACAAAGAGAUGGAAAAGAUUUAGAACCACCAUUGAAUAAGACCGUACAAAAGACAAGAGAAAAGAACAAUGGUACACAGGCCAAAAAUCAAUCGACGGACCUAAAACCAAACAAGAAUGCGAGUGGAAGUGGCUCUUUUUUCAGAAAAUUUUCAAAAUCUUCUACUUCGGAAAAAUCAAUAGAGUUAUACGCUAAAGUUUCAGCAAAACAAUUAUUCAUUGGUUUAGAGAAAUUGCUACGUGGUUGGAAUCAAUAUGGGUUGAAGAAUGUCAAAUCCAAUCCAAACAAUUUAACAUUAACAGGCAAACUAUCAAGCGAAAAUAUGUUUUCUUUACGUUCGACACUAUUUGAGGUUAGUAUUUAUCCAAAGGGUAAGGUGAGUGUUGUGGAUUUCAAGAAAAUUUCUGGUUCAUUCAAAUCUGUUAAAAAAUUGGUCAAGGAAGUUGAAAACGUACUAAAUAAAGAAGGCGUACUUCAAAAAUAG
This is a messenger RNA of Saccharomyces eubayanus, 3390 nucleotides long. RefSeq names its product protein kinase GIN4 (gene GIN4). Gene Ontology annotation, molecular function: tau-protein kinase activity; ATP binding; protein serine/threonine kinase activity. Gene Ontology annotation, biological process: microtubule cytoskeleton organization; intracellular signal transduction; protein phosphorylation. Gene Ontology annotation, cellular component: cytoplasm. The coding region runs from base 1 to 3390 and encodes 1129 amino acids. The record is from RefSeq and is a predicted model, not a curated record. The transcript has a single exon. NCBI's taxonomy places the organism in Eukaryota, Fungi, Ascomycota, Saccharomycetes, Saccharomycetales, Saccharomycetaceae.